Messenger RNA from Penaeus monodon (black tiger shrimp), 477 nucleotides. RefSeq names its product vegetative cell wall protein gp1-like. Lineage: Eukaryota; Metazoa; Arthropoda; Malacostraca; Decapoda; Penaeidae. The transcript is spliced from 4 exons. The record is from RefSeq and is a predicted model, not a curated record. The coding region runs from base 1 to 477 and encodes 158 amino acids.
AUGUGGCUGCCGCUCGGGGGCGUCAGUCCCUGCAGGGUGUUCCAAGGGGCGCAGACACAGCGAACAAACGGAGGAGACCACAGCCAGCCAGGGAACAUAGAAAUCGUGGAAGACCCGGCCCAGGGAGAGUCGGCAGCGCCUGCUAAAGCGAGACCUCGAGCCAGGUUGGAACACCAGGCCAAGUUUGACCUUUCCGCCCCCACAGUCCCCCUGCCCCCUCUCAGGUCCCCUGCCCCUCUCCGGUCCCCCCUGUCCCCUCUCAGGUCCCCCUGCCCCUCCGGUCCCCCUGACCCCCCUCAGCCGGUCUCCCUGGCACCCCUCUCAGGGUCCCACUGCCCCUCUCAGGUUCCCCCUGACCCCCUCGCCGUCCCCCUGCCCCCCUCUCAGGUCCCCGCACACUCUCAGGUCCCCCUGCCCCUCUCAGGUCCCCCUGACCCCUCUCGGGUCCCCCUGCCCCCUUCGGCCCGGUCUCCCUAG